Molecule: messenger RNA, 1225 nt
Organism: Raphanus sativus (radish)
Lineage: Eukaryota; Viridiplantae; Streptophyta; Magnoliopsida; Brassicales; Brassicaceae
Product: UPF0725 protein At4g29550
Exons: 6
Coding region: 33-953 (306 amino acids)
Source: RefSeq, a predicted model, not a curated record
UAGUUCUUUUUGGUGUGUGUGAGAUCGGAAAUAUGUACGAUGUGAUGUUGGAAGAGGCGAAGGUGUGGCUCGACGAACCUCCACAGCGUAAGCGGAAACUCGAAGCUCCGAUCAUUCCUCCACCACCACCACCUUGUCCAGCAGUAGUAGACGAGGAUUCCUCCGACGAAGAGGUAGAUCCGGUGGCAUUGGCGAAGUAUCGACGACAAGUAUCCGAAUCUGGCGGUUUCGACGUGGACUUGUUCUUUCAACCUUUUGGUGGGAUAAUUCCCGGUGGCUGUAAUGACCACAGCUUACUCUUCGGGAAGGUCGGACUCCAUUGUUACAACCUUCAAAAGGGUACUAACUUGCAGUUCAAGAAAGUCACCAAAGUCAAUACACAAAUCUGUUCAAUUUUAUCGUUUUACAUCACACUGGAGGCCAUUGAUCCUGCCCAGGACGACUCACCUGUUACUUUCCAGACCUGUGUCACCGAUACUGUGCUCAUGCACCAAGCACGUUUGAGAACCUUCACAACUACUUGCAGAAUCAAGCCUCAAGUCCCAGGAACGGGAGAAUUAGGUUCCAGUUGGUACCCGGAUAGACAUGUUGAUCCCUGUUACAAAGUUGAUUUGCCUAAUUGGCUACAAGAUGAUGUACUUACAGGAGAGGAUAAGCUUCAAUUCUAUGAGGUGAAAGAUUGGGAGCUGAAGGACAACCAGUGGCUUUAUCUAUACGCUGAGUUUGCAUUGUUCUCCUAUUUCGAGGAUGACCUGAGCGAUUAUAUGCCAUUUGAGAUGAGGAAAGUAGUGGUGCAAACAAAGGAAGAUAUGAAGCUCAAGUCGGGCAAUGCAGUCUUCUUCCUAAGUUUCAAGACCCGUGCUGGUCAAGAGUGCAGAGGUAUCGUAAGGAGAACUACUGAUGGAAAACCUGGACACAUGUGCCUUGAAGCUAGGUGUUGGAUCGACAAGUAGAGUUGCUGGUGUGACCCAAUCUCUAUUUAACUGGCAGAAGGGUUAUUACUGGUUUAAGUGUUUUUUUGCUAGACCUUGUAUUGCCACUUUACACCUAAUUUUUAAGUUAGACUUGCAGAUUUAAGUAAGAUAAUUUUUUUUCUUUAAAGUGAAGUUAAAGUAAUGAUCAAGUUGUGGUAGAUUGCAUACAUUCUACACUGGCAAGUGAAGUUCUCUUCAGAAGAAUGUUGUACAUAAUGCUCAUUAAUUUUAAACUAAUCAAGUUUUGUCAA